AUGGCACUUGUUGCACAUUAUGAUUUAGAGCUUCAUCAAAUGGAUGUGAAAAUAGCAUUUCUCAAUGGAAACAUUAAUGAAACAAUAUAUAUGAUGCAGCCUGAAAACUUUGUGUCAAGAGACCCAAAGAAGAUGAACUGCAAACCAGGUGAUACCCCUGUCGUUAAAGGAGACAAAUUUAGUCUUAAGCAAUGCCCUAAAGGAAGCCUCGAAGUUCAAGAAAUGCAAAAGAUUCCUUAUGCUUCAGCUGUUGGGAGUCUAAUGUAUGCUCAAGUUUGUACGCGUCCAGAUAUUGCGUACAUUGUUGGAGUAUUAGGCAGAUACUUAAGCAAUCCAGGAAUUGAUUAUUGGAAAGCAGCCAAAAAGGUUAUGAGAUAUUUGAAGAAAACAAGAGAUUACAUGCUCACAUAUAGGAGGUCAGAUCACUUUGAGAUCAUUGGGUAUUCUGACUCCGACUUUGCAGGAUGCCAAGAUAGUAGGAGAUCCACUUCAGGCUACAUAUAUCUGUUGGGUGGUGGAGCUAUGUCAUGGAGAAGUGCAAAACAAACACUCAUAGCUUCAUCCACUAUGGCAGCAUAA
This is a messenger RNA of Humulus lupulus (European hop), 579 nucleotides long. Its product is annotated as secreted RxLR effector protein 161-like. The record is from RefSeq and is a predicted model, not a curated record. The transcript has 2 exons. The coding region runs from base 1 to 579 and encodes 192 amino acids. NCBI's taxonomy places the organism in Eukaryota, Viridiplantae, Streptophyta, Magnoliopsida, Rosales, Cannabaceae.